Messenger RNA from Staurois parvus, 699 nucleotides. NCBI's taxonomy places the organism in Eukaryota, Metazoa, Chordata, Amphibia, Anura, Ranidae. The record is from the annotation of a GenBank genome assembly.
AUGUCUUUGUUGCCUCUUUUUGCAGUUCUCACUGGCAAUGAUUACAUCAGCCUACCAGCUUUGGAGACCUUUUUUAGUAGGGUUCAUUUUCCGUUAGGAAAUGUGAGUCACACUGGCCGGAAACAUUUUCGGAUUCAAGGCCUAUUAAAUUGGCUGUCUAGAUUUGCAAAUGUAGAGGAAGCCAUGGAGAAUGUGCUGAAGUAUCUUAACCUGAAGGAUCAGGAGUCAGUCAGACAGCUCCUUUAUUCAGCCAUGGAAGAGUAUGACCUCAGUGACACAGUCAACCUCGAGACAUUUUUUCAUGGAGGUUUGUAUGUUUCUCCCACUGCAGUGCAGCUGAACUUGCCAGAUUGGGUACAAAACGCUUUAGCAAAAGGUGCUCUCUCUCCACUGCUGAGUGAUGCUUUGGUACUAAAGAGAGUAUUUCUUCAUGCACAGGUUGAGGACUUUAGGAGGAUAUCUGCCCACAAUGUAACACAGCCUAUUCGUAAAGUUAUCUAUGCACUCCUACUGAACAUGUACCAGAGCUCACAAGCUGAACUUCAAGAAAAUAAGAGGAAUAUGCACAUAUUUGUUGAAGAGUUUGACAGAUUGGAGACUAAUCUGAGAAGAUCAAGAGUAGAGAUUAGUUUUAUUUCUGAAGAUAGUAAUGAAGAUCUUUCACUUCAGAAUCUUCCAGGGGUAAGGUACUGGAGCUGA